Messenger RNA from Cyprinodon tularosa, 3037 nucleotides. RefSeq names its product protein INSYN2B (gene insyn2b). Gene Ontology annotation, cellular component: postsynaptic density. The transcript is spliced from 4 exons. The record is from RefSeq and is a predicted model, not a curated record. The coding region runs from base 472 to 2280 and encodes 602 amino acids. NCBI's taxonomy places the organism in Eukaryota, Metazoa, Chordata, Actinopteri, Cyprinodontiformes, Cyprinodontidae. Gene Ontology annotation, biological process: inhibitory postsynaptic potential.
GACGAGGAUCAGCAGCGUCAGAAUGAGCCUGGGAGAGAUAGAAAGCGGUAGAGAGUCAGAGGGGAGGAGAAGAGAUCGUUGUCGAGGACUAAAAGGACUACCAGCAUGCGGACCAAAGUGGAUCAUAAGAAAAGAACUAAUCAGGAAUGCCCAAAGAAGUCAUCACCUGCAGAAAGUGAGAAAGGCUCUGACAGUGAUGUCCAAUAAGUGUUGGCUAAACUACAAAGGGGAUCAAUAAUGGAAGAAUCCCCAGAGUUUAUUGGCUAUUGAACUUCUGUCUACAACUUUUAUAUACAAAAAACAAAAAAAACGUUCUAAAUCUGCUACAAAGACACUUGGAUUCAUUCUGGUAAACAAAGGCUGGAACUUUUUUCUCUCUGUUGGAUAUAACCUUGCUGAGGCUGGCUGAUGUCAUCGCUAGCCUCCAUCCCUUUCAGCUCCUCCGGGGGCUGAGCCAAUCUACAGAGGAGCAUGGGCAGGAGAGUGGCGGAUCCAACUAAUCCUGUGCCUGCCCUGGGAGUUCCUCUGGCUGGGGGGCGAUGGGGUCCACUUUGCAGCAUUGGGGUGCAGACAUCUCCCAGAAUGCAGACUCUUCCCUUAAUCAAACGACAUGGCAGCCAACAGCCCAACAUGCAUCAGCCCCUCACCAUGGCAACAGAACAAGCACUAGCAUCUGGCACAGGAAGAACUAUCAGAAGUGACAGCAAGAGCCUGCCAGUGUCAAAAGAGACAUCUCAGAACGAAAUCAACAGCCUUACACAGGACGACAUGGGGUCCCAAGGGUCAGGGAGUGGAGUUUAUUGCCAGAUUAGGACCAUGCAAACAAACCCCAAGGAAACAAAAGACAAAAGGACAACUCGGUAUAUUAAUGGAAGUGUAGUAGCCUCAGAUUUGGUGGGAGGGGUUUGCAGUGAAGCUACAGAAGAUAAAGAGCCAGUCCAAGAGAGGAGAAGGGUGCAGUCAUUGCGAGGAGACAGCCAUCGCUCAGUGUUAAAAACAUCAAGUGUUUGUUCAGCUGCACACGCCACCACACCUCGGCCCUGCCGAAUAAUGGCAACCUCGCCACAGCGUCUUUGUGCGACAUGUGGGAGAAGACGGUCUCAAAUUACACAGUGCACAGGUGCUUGUCGCAGGAGAGCAGUCAAUCAAAUAACAGCAAGCCAGACUUUACCAAAUCCAGCACGGAAAACAUCUGUAGCUCCUCCCCAGUCAAGAAAAGCCUCUGCUGCUCUGAGCUCUCAGUCUUGUUCCAAAAGCACAGACAGAGCCAACCCACAGCAGCACACAUCAAAAAAGACUGCUCAAAUAGGCCAGCUGUCCCACACAAUGCCAAAAACACACAGUUCACAGUUUAACCACACAGUAAAUAGUCAUAACCAAACAAAAGACUCAAAGCUGCAGUUAAGACCCCAUUCUGCAGACUUUACAUGUUAUAAGGACUCAGCCACACAAACAUUAGAGACACACAUAGACUCCAACACAAACAGGACAACAGCUAACACAACACCCACACAAAUCACUGAGGCAACCCCACCACAUCUAACAGAUAAACCUGAUCACAAUCAGAAUCAAAUCCAGAAAACUAAUGAAUCACUCCAAAACAUUUCAAAGGCUCAAACGCCAUGCUCCCUCCGUGAGUCAAAAUCCAGCAGCAUCCCACUUCUUCCACCAAAACAGUCUCCUAAGGCGACCUGUCCUACACCAGCUGCACCAGCAGAGCAAAUCAAAAACCAAGAGGCCACAAAGUCCCCUAAACAAUCUUUGGAAAGGAUCAAAUUCAAGGAUACAAAGCAGAAGAGCAAAUCAUUUGAUGACAACACUCUGCCUUGUAAGACUCAUAUGAAAGCACAAUGUAACGGAGCACCCGGUGGACUGUUAGACAGGACUUCACUGAAAGCGCCACCUGGGCUGGAGAGGCAACUGCAGAGUGUGGAGGAGAACCUUCUGUCAAAUCAGGAGAAGAUCAAGGUGCUUCUCAAUGUGAUUCAAGACCUGGAGAAGAGCAAAGCUAUGAUGGAAGGUCGCAGCUCAUACAGAACUGGCCAAGACAUAAACAACUGCUCCACCUGCCAGAAGACAGCCUGCAUCAUUUACAGUGUGGAGCAUGAUUUCCGACAGCAGGAAGGACGUUUUCAAGGGGUAAUUGAAGCCCUAGAAGGGGAAUAUGAUGUGCCUGCCCCAACUCAGACCAAGCCCACACCAGCUCCUUUGUCCUCCAGCCGCCCCAGCACCAAGGCACGUGUCAAAAAACUGCGGAAGAAGUGUUUCUGGUGGCUCUAAGUGUCAAAAUCUAAUACAUCUUCCUGGGCAGCAGGUGCAUAAGACCCUUGAUUUUAUUUCACAUGAGCCAAAACUUUCUGCUGCUGAGGAACUUUUUCAUACAGAUGUACAAAGAACCCAAGUUUGAACAUAUUGAAACCAAUAUGUUUUUUCUUACAUUUUCCAUGUAAUAGGAUUAUUUUCACAGCUUCUCAUUCAAAGGCCGGACAGAAUACAACAUUGACCACAGAGAAGAAAAAUGGGGAUGGAAAGAAAUGUUUAUCCUAAUGAGAAUGAGAUUCUCAACCUUAGAAGAUGACCCCUUCUGCAGCAGGAAAAAAACGUAAGGAGUUGAUUUCGCAACUAACUUACAAUUAAAGUAAUGAAGCUACUUUUUAAACCAAAGCUGUAGAGGAUAACUGAGAAAGACUUCUGAUAUCAAAUGGAUUGAGAAGCCAGCCAGCUACAUGGAUUGACAGAUCUAUGGAAGGAGACGCAGCAAUAAGCAGCAGACAUGAUGUAAAACCAAGGAAAUAAACUAUUUGGGAAAUUCAUUUGGAAGCUUUUUUGCUGAAAUAUGAAUGUACAACCUUUAAAUUACUAGAGACAUGUUGGGGAAUAGAAGCAGAUGACCCAUGUGGAAACGGUGCGCUUGCUCAGUGGAUCAACAGCAUAAUAGAGAUUCCACAACGAAUACAUUAAGAGACAAUGUGAUAGACAGUUGAUGAAAGACUGACAAGUCUGUGUCAGAUUAUUAAAAAAUUCUGUCAACACCGAC